UUUCAUCUUGUUAUUGAUUGUAGUUGUGAUUGGUCGAAUAAAAACGUAUUUACCAAUAGGAAAACACUUGGGGCAUUCGAAAAGAUGGCUGCGUUGCCGUCACCGACACAGGUGGCUGGAAACCACAGUGCCAUAUAUGAGGCUUAUUACAAUGUGGUGGACCCCAACGGGUUCGGUACGGUGGGUGGCAUGGAGGCCGCGCGAUUCCUCAAACGAUCCGGGCUAAGCGACGUAAUCCUGUCGAAAAUUUGGGAUUUGUCCGAUCCCGGUGGACGCGGCUGUCUGGACAAGUCGGGCAUGUUUGUAGCUUUAAAAUUAGUCGCUCUUGUACAAAACGGUAGAGAUUUAUCCUUAUCGAACGUAAAUGUGGACGUGCCUCCGCCAAAAAUGGGAGACAUUCCUUUACCCAAACCUGUAAAACCUCCACCUCCUAGCAAUUCUCCUUUAAUUACCUCUUUACCUCCAACCGCAGUCGACUGGACCGUCAAGCCAGCGGAAAGAGAGAAAUACGAUAAAUUAUUCGACUCUUUACAACCAACUAACGGACUAAUCCCCGGCAAUAAAGUGAAGAACGUUUUAUUAGAGUCAAAGUUACCGUUCGAGACUUUGGGCAAAAUCUGGGAUUUGGCGGAUCAAGAUAAGGACGGAAUGUUGGACAGACACGAGUUCAUUGCAGCCAUGCAUUUAGUGUACAAAGCGCUUGACAAGUUUGCAAUACCGAAUACUCUUCCUCCCGAGCUAAUGCCGCCCGCAAAAACGAAAAACAACCCUCCACUGGUGGCCCCCCUGUUGUCCAAAGGCCUGGACGGCGUAAAACCCGACAUUCCGCCGCCCCCAGCGGCCGCUGUAGCCGCCCCCAAACCGGUUCAGAGCGUCCAACCCACAAUCCCCUGGGUGGUAACGCCCGAUGAAAAGGCCAAAUCGGACGCACUCUUCAUCAAAAGCGACAUCGACAAAGACGGAUUCGUCUCCGGCCAAGAGAUUAAAAACGUUUUCCUGCAGUCUGGCGUUCCUCAGGCCGUUUUAGCCCACAUUUGGGCUCUAUGUGAUAUUAAACAAAGUGGAAAGUUGAAUAAUGAGCAGUUUGCUUUAGCCAUGUGGUUUGUGGCGAGGUGUUUGAAGGGGAUUGAACCGCCAACUGCGCUCACCCCAGACAUGGUGCCUCCCAGUUUUAGGACUAAGGCGGCCGAUGGAUUGGUGAACAACAACACAAGAUACUCAAACCCGGAACUUGAUAUGAUCAGUAAAGAUAUUGAAGAAUUGGCGCGCGAAAAACUCGCUUUGGAAACGGACAUUGCACAAAAGGAGGCCGAUAUUAAGAUAAAAAGUGGCGAGAUUAAGAGCUUGCAGAGUGAACUCGAUACGUUGGCGGCCACUUUGAAACAAUUGGAAAAUCAGAAAGGGGAAGCCCAGAAGAGAUUAAACGAUCUCAGGACGCAGAGAUCUGAGGUAGACAGGGAGAUGGAAGAGGUCUGUAGAGAAAUCGAGGAAGAGACCGUCAAGGUGGACAAGCUGAGGGCUCAAGCAGCGGAGCAGGCGGAACAGGUGGCGGCACAAGAAGCCGAAUUGAAUUCAAAGAAAGAACAAUUGGAAGGCUUGCGACAGGAAGAACAAAGACUGGAACAACAAAAAAGAGAAAGCGACAGUAAAUUACAAAGUCUGACAUCGAAUUUACAAGAAACCCAACUUAGUAUCAGUCAGGCGAAAGCGCUAAUAACGCAGUUACAAGAACAGACGAGACAAAUGAACGACGCGAUAGAAGCGUGCGAUAGCGCUAUUCAAUCGGGAGAUGCAAACUCCGUACCUGAUACCGCUUUAAGCAUCCAACCAGAUUUUCGCGAUCCCGAAUAUACCAAAGUUGGACUUGUUAACGGCAAUAGCAAUAAACAGAACGGGUUUGGGGACGGGAAAGACGAUCCGUUCAGUAGCAAGCAAAACGGGACGAGUUUCUCGGCCGGCUUCGGGGAUGAUCUCUUCAAUAACGAUACUUUCAAAAAUUCCAAUGCCUUCGAACAAAGUGAUCCAUUCAAUUCUGCCUUCUCAAAGUCAAAUGAUGGCUUCGCAUCGGACCCGUUCGGUGCGAGUUCGUUCAACACCGGAGCGGCGGCGAAAGCCGAUCCUUUCGACGCGUUCGGGGAUUCCCAGAAAACGGCGGAUUCCACAGUUGAGCCCGAUAAGGAUCCAUUCGGUUGCGAUCCGUUCGCCGUUCUGCACGCCCCGACCAGAGAUGGGGCGCCACCUCCUCGACCUACAAGUCCUAGUCCAGCUUUACCUCCAAAGAAGAGCAAACAGCCGCCUCCAAGACCGGCACCACCACGACCUUCACAGCCUCCCGGUGUUAAAAGGACAUCACAGCCGGAUCUGUUUGGAAACGACGCGUUCGGUACAAGCGGCGGUUUUGCCGAUUUUUCGGAUUUCGAUUCUAAGUGUUUGCACUAUAGUCACGUCACGGGUCCCUUCACUUCCUCUCCCCUGAAUCCCUUGCACAGCCCGUUUCCCACAAAGCCGACCACCGCACAGCCGAAGGGUUUGGAUUUCACGGACGACCCAUUCCGAGACUACCGAUACGAGGACCCAUUUAACAUCAAAUUCGAUGACGAGCCCUCCGACGUUAAGGGGAGUCUAGGGAGCGAAAUCGACGCCUUCGGCGCCCCCAAGUCCGAAAAGUUCGACCCUUUCGGCUUGGACGGGCGGCAGUCGGUUCCGCUCCCGGGGGCGCCCGCGGGGGCGGACCCCUUCAGCGGCCGCGCCUCGGCCCCCCUUUCAGUGAGCGAGGAUUUGCAGUUGGCGUGGGCCGCCCGCGAGAGUCUCAAGCUCGAAGAGGACCGGAAAAAAAGACAGUUGCAAGAACAGGCCGAUCUAGAGUUAGCCAUCAGUUUAAGUAAAGCUGAAAAUAAAAAAUUGUAGCUCAUGUCAAUAAUAAUAAUACGAGCUUGACUGUGGUACGCAUUUCUUUUCGCUUAUCAAAAUAUGGACAUAUCAGUUGGAUAAUUUCAGUAUGCCUGUGCCUACUUCACAAUACUCUUUCAAGGACUAUAACGAAUGGCAAUAUGUGUUUUCAAUAAUCCUUACAGUAUUCAGCAAGACUUAAGAGUUUGGUUUCCUUUAUUUUUUUAUUUGUCGUUCAAAUUUUGGUCAGAUUUUAUGACAGUUUUCUAUCACUUGUAACAGCCCAACACUUUAUUAAUAAAUUCUCCGUCUCAAAAAUUAAUAUAAUCACACAGAAAUCAGAGUUUGCAAUUUUUUAUACAUGUGUUUUUUACAGAAUUUUUCUACAUUUUCGUAAUAUUAACUGUGAUUUAAUUGUAAAUAUUAAGGGUUGGUUUAUAUAACCAAUCAAACGUCAGAUUGGCUGAUCACGUGACUAAAUUAAACCAAUUAGAUUCUCAAAUCCUUUCGCUAAUCAUGAAUUAACUUUUAAAUUAAAUUUUUAUUAUUUUUUUUAAUGGCAAUUACGGUAAUUUUUUUGGUAAAAGAUUAUGCUCUAAAAUAACUUCUAAUUUAAUUAUAUUAUUUUUAAACUUGUGUAUCCAUUGAUGUUUUUCUUUUUCGAAAAAAAAUUCUUAAAAAAUGACUCUGUAUAAGGAGUUAUAGAAAAGUUCCGAAAAACUUCACAUGCAUAGAAAAAAUAUGUAUUCAAUAAAAAAUACACUGAACUCUGUGUGAUUAUUAUUAUUUUUUGAUAUACAUUGUAUCCCUGGAAGCAAUUACCAUAUACAGGUGAGUUUAAAAUAACGCAUAAAAUUGAUCUUACUUUGUUGGCGGUCAUUUUUUAAAAACAAUUUCGAGCAAGUUGCAAAGAGCAAACAUUUUUUUUUCGUUUUUCUGGUAAAUACAAAAAUAAUAAUAAAAUAAAAAAGUAAUCUCGUAAAAAUGUAAAAUAAAAUAAUCAAAUUAUCAAUACAAAUAAUUCUAACUUUAUUACUUCUUGACUGUUACGCUAAUUGAUAAGAAAUUGAAGAAUGUGACCGAACAAAAAAUGUGUGUAAUUUGUGAUUAUCGGUAAAUUUUUUGUUUAAUUUCUACGAGAAAAGGUGUUGGGCUGUCGAGUGGUCCAAAGCUGGAAAUGCCCGAAUUUGAACAAUUGCCGUUUCUGAUUUUAGUCAUGUAAAUAUGUUAUUGUUUAAAUACAAUAUAAUUGUUAACAUUU
Tribolium castaneum (red flour beetle) is the source of this 4150-nucleotide messenger RNA. It is a transcript of the gene Eps-15, whose product is annotated as Epidermal growth factor receptor pathway substrate clone 15. The transcript has 16 exons. The record is from RefSeq and is a predicted model, not a curated record. Gene Ontology annotation, biological process: endocytosis; endosomal transport. Gene Ontology annotation, molecular function: cadherin binding; calcium ion binding. Lineage: Eukaryota; Metazoa; Arthropoda; Insecta; Coleoptera; Tenebrionidae. Gene Ontology annotation, cellular component: clathrin coat of coated pit; cytoplasm; plasma membrane. The coding region runs from base 85 to 2907 and encodes 940 amino acids.